AUGGAAGCAAUAGGAACCAUCAGCAAUAUUGCUGGCAUUUUAUCCGCGGGAAUACAAGUUUGUGAGGGGCUAAUCAAUUAUUAUAAUGCCUGGAAAGGUAGUAAAAAGGAGAAUGCCGACAUGAUCAAGUCUAUCGAAGGUCUUUUGACGAACUUUGCGCUACUGAAAGCAGUCUUACAAAGUCCGGCUUUCGAUAAGGCAAUGUCGAUAACUGUGGAGUCUAAGAUUUUGGACUGUGAAGACAGUAUCGCAGAGUUGGGUGAUGAAUUGAAGAAGGUCAUGGUCUGCAAACCUUCUGUCGUGAAUGUAGAUGAUUUGAUCGCGAGAAAAAAUCAUGACAACCAGGGCUUUAGGGACAAGAUGACGGAACAGGGAAGAAGAAUUUUAUAUCCAUUCAGGAAAAGUACAUUGAUGAGGUUACAAGAGAGCAUCGAACACGUGAGGAGUAACCUGGUUUUUGCUAUGGAUAUUUUGAAUUUUCUACGGUAUCGACGACUGCAGAGAAAGUCGUCGACAUCUCGAAACAACUUAAAGGUUCUUAAAUGGCUAUCAUCCAUAGAUUGCCACUCCAAGCAACGCGAAACAUUAAGCCGAAAACAAGAGGGCACCGGAGAAUGGCUUUUUAGAAGCCAAGAAUACCAAAAUUGGCUAAGUGGAAAGAAUAGGUUAUUGUGGUGCUCAGGCUCCCCCGGAGCUGGCAAAACAGUCCUUACUUCCGCCAUUGUUGAUGAUUUGGAAACAAGAUUUGCAGUAUCGAAUGUCGGAAUAGCAUUCAUAUAUUGCAACUACGCAGAGAAAAUAAGCAUCGCUGAAUAUCUCGCUAGCAUUAUACAACAGCUUAUCCGACAACGAUAUGUAAUACCGGAUUACAUUCUUGAUUUAUAUCACAAACAUAGGUCUAUGGGAACCAAUAUUAAUGCCGCCGAAGCUGUUCACUUGCUGCACAUAUUAACAUCCGAGUUCCCUCGUUUGUACAUAGUCGCUGAUGCCCUAGACGAGUGCGAGGAAACAAAAAAAACGAGGACGAAUCUCAUUCGGCAAUUACAGAAUUUGCCCUCAAAUGCACAUCUCCUCCUUACUUCGCGUCGCCUGGGAGAUAUUGAAGAAAAGCUAUCCCAUUAUCCGCACCUCGAGAUUCGAGCUAGUGAUGAUGAUGUUCGAGUGUAUUUGGAGGCACGAAUAGAUAUGGAGGAGAAUAUCUUAAAAUUUUGCAAGAAAGAUCCGACGUUACGAAAGACAAUCGUCGGACACAUUGCUGAAAAAGCUCAUGGAAUGUUCCUUCUCGCCCAUAUGCACAUAGAAGCUAUAGCUUCAGAACUGAAGAUCAGUCGUGUUAGAAAAGCAUUGACUAGCCUGCCAGAAAUCAUUUACAGAACUUAUGACGAUGCAAUGAAAAGAAUCAUGGAGGGGCAAGAGACGAAUCGCAAAAAUUUGGCCAUGAAUAUUUUGAUGUGGCUCUCUUGUGCAAAAAGGCCUCUGACUGUACGUGAGCUGCAGCAUGCUGUGGCUAUCAUGGAACUCGACUCUGAUGAGAGCGAAUUAGAUGAAGAUGAUUUUUACGAUCAAGAUUUGCUUUUGACAGUCUGUGCUGGUCUCGUUGUGGUCGACCCAGAGAGCGGCGUUAUCCGUUUGUGUCAUUUUACCCUCCAGGAAUACUUUGAGCGCCAUCGUGCAAAGUUUUUUCCUAAUUCCAAUCUGUUGAUUGGUCAAGCUUGCAUCAGAUACCUGUCCUUGGACAACUUCAAAAAGCCCGAAAGUCCAGACCGCGAGACAAUCAAGACUCGACUCAAGGAAUAUCCUUUAUUAUCAUAUGCAAGCCAAUAUCUCGGUGUACAUGCUCAGGGUGCAGCGGAAAUAGAUCUCAAGGAUGAUAUUCUACAUUUCCUCAAUCAAAGAACACUCGUUAAUGGCGCUUCUGCUGCUAUGAUGCCUUUCAGCAUACGAGAUACGAUCGAAUUCCCUCCUCCAAUUGUUGCCGCGGCUAUGUUCGGUUUGCCAACAAUCGUCGGCGAAUUGCUUAGGAGAGGAGCAGAUAUUGAAGCAGUCUGCCCAAAGAACUUCACACCUUUGUUAAUUGCAGCGGAAUUAGGCCACUUCCCUGUGGUUCAACUUCUCAUCAAUUCCAAAGCAAACCUUUUUGCUAAGGAUUAUCAACAAGAAAAUGCUCUCCACAAAGCUGCGCGAAAGGGACAUGUGGAGAUUGUAAAGCAACUCGUUUUUGUCCAACCGUCUCUAAUCGAAAUUCCAUAUGAAGAGCAUUUCAACAAAACAGCACUCCACAUCGCAAUCGAUCGUCGGCAUGAAGGAGUUAUCAGAGCUUUGAUAGAAGCUGGAGCCGACGUCAACGCAUUGGAUGAGUUGAGUUUGACUCCAUUAAUGAAAGUGGUAGUAGAUAAUCUUCCAGAUGCCAUUGAUCUGCUUAUUGAAAAGGGAGCGCAUGUUGAUGCAAAAGGUUUUCGCAAACAUGCUGCCUUAUCCAUGGCAGCAACUGCAGGAAACAUUGUGGCCGUUAAAAAGCUGCUCGCAGCAGGAGCUGAAGUUGAUGCUGGCAAGGAUACUUACUCUGGUACUGCAUUGAUUCGUGCCGUCAGUUCGGGCCACAAGAAUGAUGCCCUUGUUGCUAAGGAACUCAUUCUGCAUGGUGCGGAUGUAAAUGCGGAUGCCGAGGGCGAAACCGUGUUACAUAAGGCUGCAAAGGUUGGCCGUGAUGAUAGUGUACAAGUUCUCAUUGAAGCGGGUGCUAAUCUCCAUGCGAAGACUUUCGAAGGAAACACAGCUUUGUCUUCCGCUAGGCAAUUGAGAAAUAGAGGUCCGCAUCCAGAAGUCAUUGCUUUGUUGAAAAGGGCGAUGAAAAUCAAUCCUCUUGGUACUGUUGCUUAG
Molecule: messenger RNA, 2880 nt
Organism: Botrytis byssoidea
Lineage: Eukaryota; Fungi; Ascomycota; Leotiomycetes; Helotiales; Sclerotiniaceae
Exons: 5
Coding region: 1-2880 (959 amino acids)
Molecular function (GO): protein binding
Source: RefSeq, a predicted model, not a curated record